Molecule: messenger RNA, 992 nt
Organism: Lycium barbarum (goji berry)
Lineage: Eukaryota; Viridiplantae; Streptophyta; Magnoliopsida; Solanales; Solanaceae
Product: protein DMP8-like
Exons: 2
Coding region: 1-684 (227 amino acids)
Biological process (GO): endomembrane system organization
Source: RefSeq, a predicted model, not a curated record
AUGGAGCAAAGUGAGGGACCAACCGGGAUUAAAAUUUACAGUGCAUCGCAACGUGUCGAUAAUGUUACUUCUUCUAUGUACCCUAGUAAUUCGUUACAAGAUAUUCCAAUCCCAGAAUUGCCUCAACCAGCAAUUGGUGGUAAGAAAAGAAGAGCAAUGGCAAAUGGGGUUCAAAAAACACUCUCAAAAACUUCAUUGCUUGUGAAUUUUCUCCCAACAGGAACUCUUUUAACUUUUGAAAUGCUCCUUCCAUCAGUUUUUGGCAAAGGGGAGUGUUCUCCAAUCACCACACUGAUGAUUUUGACACUUCUUGGGAUUUGCACUUUGUCAUGCUUCUUCUUCCAUUUCACCGACAGUUUUCGCGGUCCGGACGGGAAAGUUUACUAUGGAUUUGUCACUCCUAGAGGGUUGAAAGUUUUCAAGACUGGACUUGGUGUGCAAGUGCCAAAAGAUGAGAGGUACAUUAUGGGAUUCACAGAUUUCGUACAUGCAAUGAUGUCUGUUUUGGUGUUUGUGGCGAUUGCAUUUUCAGAUCAUAGAGUGACACUUUGUUUAUUCCCAGGACAUGCAAAAGAACUAGAUGAAAUCAUGAGGAGUUUCCCAUUAAUGGUGGGAGUUAUUUGCAGUGGACUUUUUCUUGUUUUUCCUACUACUAGAUAUGGCGUUGGAUGUAUGUCGGCUUAGCAAUUUUCGAGUAUUAUUAUUCUAGUUAUUUUUUUUGGGAUUAUGUUUUUUUUUUUUUUUUUUUGUGUCCUCUUUUCCAAGUAUAUGUGUUGUAUAUUGUAAUUUAAGGAUUUUCUCUGUAUUUUUGGUCGAUUCAAAACAGUGGAACGAUGUUUAGAUCUAUGGAUUAAUAAUUUAUUUUAUGUAAGGGCCUUUUUCUGAGAAAAGAUGCAUUCUUUCAUCCCAAUUAGUUAGAUUCUUCUUUCUGAUAAAUUGGUGUUAUAAUUUUGUAGACAAAACUUUUUACUUUUGCACCUAUUACCAACUAU